AUGGUGCUCUCAAGUGGAUGGCGUGCUCUGAUACGCUGUUGUCAGCCGGUGCUCGCGACCCCUAACGUGAGUGCCUCUGACAAGCAAGAGCUUGCUCCCUCCUUCGUCGGCCGCGUCGACGAAGAGGAACUAAACUUGGAGUCAGAGACCAAAGUAAACUACCGCGUCCAUGCUACACUGCAAGGAGACAUCUGCUGGACACCGAGUACGGCGAGCGAGGAGUUCGACCCGGAGUCCCACUCUUGCGCUGACGAUGCAGUCAUUGUUUCGUCAUUUGGGAGCCGAGUCGACGCCGCGGAACUGGAUCUGGACCGAGACGCUGACAUCGUCUAUGAUUCUGCGUACGAAGCAGACAACGAAGAAGACGCGUGGUCAGAAACAGGGUCGGAAGAAGACGCGGACGAAUCUCCUAGAAGUAGCGAGGUCUUGACUCAAGCUGACGAAGAUGGCCAGAGUUUCGAAGGAGACCUUGCUACUACGAACUUCGUCGCGUCGACGCAGACAGGCGAAGACUUCUCUGGAGACGAAUGGGAAAUUCCUGAGGAGAUUUCACCAGCAGAGGGGAUGACGACGAGGACACCAACACCUCCAGGAGGAUCACCGGGAGAUUGCUGCGGAGAUGGAAAUGAGGAAAAAAUCUUCGGUCGAUUCGCAGCCCUCCACGAGAAGGAGCAACCCGUGUGUCAAUCUCUGAGUCAACUGCCCAGAGACAUGCAGGCGCCUCCUUUGGAGCAGUCGGUUCAAGCGUCGAAGUUGUCGCAGCGGUCCUCCAGCCGACCUUCAGCCAAGCUACCACCGGAAAUGUUGCCCUUCAUCGCCCCUCAUCCGCAAUGGUGCCGUCGCUUCGCCUAUGACUUCAAAACGCCAGCGAAGAGUCUGUCCAUGGUGCCGCAACCCGAGCUGUCAUUCUACGACGCGGUGGUUGUGGAGCGGCACCGGGUUGCUCCUGACGGAAAUUGUCAAUUCCGUUCCGUCAGCUACGCGUUGCUAGGCACAGAGGAUGCCCAUGCGGAAAUCCGGCAAGAGGUGGCGCACUACCUGAGGGGCAACUUUAAUCGGCUUAGCUGGCUGAUAAACCCGGACACACUGGAGGAAGACGAGGGGAGAAUGGCUCGACUCGACAAGAAAUACAGAGUCAGAAUUCCGUACAAAACCUACAAAGGUUAUCCCUUGGCAGAAGACGAGCUCAAACUUAAUUGGGUUAUCAGGCUUGGAGACGCACGAUACAGGAUCUGGGGUGACGAGUGCACUCUCGCUGUGAUGGCGGAGAUGUACAACAUCCGGAUCGUUGUUGAGCAACAAGAAGGCGACGGGCGUCGGGCAACCAAAAUGGGUUCGCAUGCAGUCCAGGUUAUCAUACCAUACGAUGUGGUUCCUGAGGCAUGCAUCCCGACGAUUUUCCUGAUCUACGACCUUCAGCGUCAACACUACGACGUGGUCGAAAAGUCAAACCCAGGUGAAAACGUCACAUGCCCUAGCUCAACAACCUCCUGCGUAAUCCAAGCCCGACUGGUCGUCUCUCACGUCCGAACAAUAGCCAAGUACCGUCGUCAAGACUGCCCUCCUUCGUCGAAUCAAGCCACCGACUGUCUUCCUCGUCCUCUCUUCAAGUUGCGACUUCUUUCCGGAAUAACUACAAGCUGGGCGUGA
Molecule: messenger RNA, 1650 nt
Organism: Toxoplasma gondii ME49
Lineage: Eukaryota; Apicomplexa; Conoidasida; Eucoccidiorida; Sarcocystidae
Product: OTU family cysteine protease
Exons: 1
Coding region: 1-1650 (549 amino acids)
Biological process (GO): protein deubiquitination
Molecular function (GO): cysteine-type deubiquitinase activity
Source: RefSeq, a predicted model, not a curated record